Molecule: messenger RNA, 765 nt
Organism: Caenorhabditis elegans
Lineage: Eukaryota; Metazoa; Nematoda; Chromadorea; Rhabditida; Rhabditidae
Gene: F26D2.14
Product: ShKT domain-containing protein
Exons: 3
Coding region: 1-765 (254 amino acids)
Source: RefSeq, marked reviewed
AUGUAUAUUAUUAAAAACCUAUGUAUUUUUAUUUGCAUGAUCUCGGGUGUCAAGUUGGAAGUCGGCCCAGACUUUAACUGCACUAGAUAUGACUCCACAUUGGGCGACCAUGUCUGGUUACCAUCCGCUGUUGCCUGCGACAACGUUUACCCGGAUUAUGUUUGCCAAAAUCUCAUGUUAGCUGGGCCUCCACCUCGUGUGGGGAUCAGUGAAAUCCGCACCUACAGGUGCUGGAGCGAAUUACCAAAUCCAGUACCCCCUUAUUCGGCUCAUCCGGAUGUCAUCAGAGAUGCUGCAUUAGCAUGCCCGAAGACUUGUGCACUUUGCUGUAUGACUAGUGCCUAUAACUGCCGAAAUGCUGAGUUUCCCCGGCUCAACUGUGCCACCAUCGUUCCUGCUCAGUGUAGAGAUCAACGCUGGCGAACAAUAAUUGCACAAGAUUGCCCAUCGGCUUGCGGAUUCUGUAAUCUUGGAGGAUGUGUAGACGCAGUGGCUGACUGUGCAAAUGACCCCUCAAUCUGUAACUCGAUUGGAAUGCAGGUCUUCGUGAACCAGAACUGCCAACGGACAUGCUCCAGGUGUCCAUCUUCCACCAGUGCUCGAAUUUCUUCCUCGACAACUUCUAUCACUUCCACUUGUAGCUCGUACAACCCAGAUUCCAGUUCUUCGUGUGCUGCGUGGGCGGCCAAUGGCUUUUGCACUAACACCCACUAUACGGUAGCAAGACGAAAAGCAACAUGCGCAACUACUUGCAGAAUUUGUUAA